AUGCCUCGCGUGUUCUGGCUUCUCCUCACAGUGUUUCACCUCAGCCUGUCCCUCAGCCAUGCCGCCCCAUCAGUAACUGAGACACCGCCCAUCGGCAAACGUCUGCUAGCGCGAGCCAUAACUACCGAGUACUCGACAUGCGGCUACGCGAACGGUGACCCCGACGAGCCGAGGACCGCCGAGCCGGGGCACAAGUGCCUGCUGAACCCCAAGAACAAACUCUUUGCGUACUGCGACGUCAACGCUGACCUGGAGCACUGCGGCAUGGUUGGGAGGUGCUUUGAUCAACAUGAUUGUAAAAAGGGAUGUGGCAAGAUGACUCAAUCAGAGUUGCUGGCCGUGUCUUGUGAAAAGAAGGAGUAUUGCUCCCUUGCUGUUCUUACUAUCCAGAAGGGCCACACCUACACUAACAUCGAAUGCGGCGCAAGAGCUGCUACCGAUUAUUAUCAAAUAACACCGAAUGCCACCGAAGGAGCAACUAUCGAUGGGACUACUACCGCAACAAUGAAACUGACCAGGACGGUGAGUGUCUUUUCGACACAGGCAACGGCCAAGACGGCGGAGGGAGUCUCUGAGGCCACCGAGCCAAGUACCGAGUCAGAGACCUCCGCAGAGACAACAGCUGAGGUCACCCCUGAAGCUUCAAACGAGGAGCCUUCAGGGGACUCUUCAAGUGGUUCUCCAACAAACACAGGCGCCAUAGUCGGGGGUGUCAUUGGAGGUCUCGUGGUAGUCUGCAGCACCGCCCUCGGCGCCCUCUACCUACUACGGAGGAACCGCAGCCAGGGUACCGAACCAGAAACGACAGAGCAGGGCACGCCUCCACAAGAGCCGUCGCAAACAUGGGCUCACCAGGAACCGAAACAACUGGCAGGCUGGGGACCGCAGGAGAUGCAGGGGAGCACGCACUUUGGCAGGGAUAAUGCGGUAGAACUGCCGAGCUGA
Messenger RNA from Fusarium keratoplasticum, 945 nucleotides. RefSeq lists its product as uncharacterized. The transcript has 2 exons. The record is from RefSeq and is a predicted model, not a curated record. Bases 1 to 945 code for a protein of 314 amino acids. Lineage: Eukaryota; Fungi; Ascomycota; Sordariomycetes; Hypocreales; Nectriaceae.